Molecule: messenger RNA, 3603 nt
Organism: Dictyostelium discoideum AX4
Lineage: Eukaryota; Evosea; Eumycetozoa; Dictyosteliales; Dictyosteliaceae
Gene: agnE
Product: argonaut-like protein
Exons: 3
Coding region: 1-3603 (1200 amino acids)
Molecular function (GO): RNA binding; nucleic acid binding
Source: RefSeq, a predicted model, not a curated record
AUGUCAAAUAAAAAUAAUAGAAAUUCAAACGACAAUGAACAAGAUGAAGAUGAAGAAUAUGAUUACUGUGAAUUUCCAAAUGUUGACUUUGACUCAUCCUCUGAAGGUUCAAAUAUAUCAUCAUUCACUCCCUGGGUUCCAAAAAAUAGAAUAAACUUCAAGAAUUUAAUUGUUGAUAAUCCAAAUAUAAACGAAGAAACCUCUAUUAAUCCAGUUAAUACAAAUAAUAACCAAAAAUCACCACAAAAAGGAAAAGUAUUGGGCCUUGGAAAUAAUUCAAAUAAUAAUAAUAAUAAUAAUAAUAAUAAUAAUAAUAAUAAUAAUAAUAAUAAUAAUAAUAAUAAUAAUAAUUCAAAUAAUAAUAAUAAUAACAAUAAUUAUAACUCAAAUAAUAAUUCAAAUAAUAACUUUAAUAAUAAUAAUUAUAAUAAUAAUUUUAAUAAUUUUAAUAAUAAUAACAAAAAUACUAAAUUUCAUAAAAAAAAUAAUUUUGGUAAUCAGUAUAAUAGUAAUUAUAAAAAUCCAAUUUAUGAUAGUCCCAAUCAAUUUUCCGAUGGAAGAGGUAUUUCUCCAAGAGGUAGAGCCAAACAAUCAAGUAAUUUUAGUGAUCCAAGAUCUGUGAAUUAUAAUUCAAAUAGUCCAACUAAUAAUAGGACAAACUUAAAUUCACCACAAAGGUCACCUUCUCAACCGAUACUAUCUACAACAAUUAAACCUUCACAAUAUGUGUACACUCCAAUAAAUGCAAAAUUAUCACCAUAUAUAACACCAAAACCAACACCAACAUCAACAUCAACACCAACAUCAACACCAACAUCAACACCAACAACACCAACAAUACCAAAUACUACUACCACAACAACAACAACAACAACAACAACAACAACAACGGCAACAAAAACAGCAACAACAUCACCAUCAUCAUUAUCAUCAAUGAAAACAGGGAACACAACAAAACCAAUAAAUAAUAAUAAAGAAACAUCAAAAUCUAACGAAAAUAAUUUAUUAUCUUUAAAAAAAGCAUUAUUACCACCAAUUAAAAAUACAUCUGAAAUUGGAAUAAUCGAUAUUACAAAAGAAAAUCAAGAUAGAAAUGAAGAUAUUAUUAUUGAAAAAAGAGAUCCACCAAAAUUAAAAGAUGAGUUAUAUUUUAAUCUUCCAAAACCAACCAAUGCAACAUUGGAGGGCAUUCCAGCUGAAAAAUUACCAAUUUUAACCAAUUAUUUCAAAUUAUCGUUUGACCCAAAUAUAAAAUCUAUUUAUAAAUACAAAAUAAAAUCAUUACCAAGAGUAAAUCCAAAACAUUCACAAAGAGUUGAAAUCAUUCAAACAUUAGUUAAUAAUUAUCCAGAUAUUUUUAAAAAUGAAGCAUUUAAAUAUGAUGGUGAUUUUAUUACAAUGUAUUCUCAAAGUUCAUUUUCAAAUUUUUCAACAAAUAUUAAAGGUUAUGAAAUUUCAAUAUCAUUUGAAAGAGAAGUAUUAAUUAAUAAUGAACAUAAAGAUGAAUCAAAUAAAAGAGAUAUGGAAUCUAUAACUUUUUUAAAUAUUUUAACAAAAUCGUUUUUUGCUUCAUUAGGAUUUGUAAAAUUGGGUAGACAUUUUUAUUCAAAAAUAAUGAAUCCAAUAUCAGAGUAUGGUGUUGAUAUUUGUAAUGGUUAUAUAUCAAGUGUUCAUACAGUUGAAAGCGGUGUUGCAAUGCUAUUGGAUAUUACAUCAAAAGCUAUUAGAUCAAAAAGUGUUUUAGAAAGAAUGAAAGAAUUAAAUAUGGAUCGUAAUAAAUGUGAAAAUGAACUUCAAGGUAAAAUAAUAUUUACAAAAUAUAAUAAUAGACAUUAUAGAGUAAAUAGAAUUGCUUGGGAAAAAACAAUUGAUGAUCAAUUAAAUAUAAAAAUUGGUGUUCCACCUUCACCAACAACAACUAAUGUUCAAAAUUCGGGAGUAAAAAAUGAUUCACCAAAUACUACACCAAAUACUACACCAAAUACUACACCAAAAUCAUCAUCAAUAUUUACAACACCAAUGACAUUUGCACAAUAUUAUGAAUUAAAUUAUAGUUUAAAUCCACCAAUUAAAGAUAAGGAACAACCAUUAUUAGAGGUUAUAAUAACUAGAAAUUUUAGAAAAGAAACCAUUUUUUUAGUACCAGAAUUAUGUAUUCAAACUGGAAUCCCUCAAUUAUUAAACAUACAAGAUGAAUUGAACUUAAGUAAUGAAAUUGAUAAUCGUACAAUAAUAAAUCCAAAAGAUAGAUUUGAAAUUUUAAAUCAAUUUAAAUCGGAUCUACGUUUACAUAAACAAAUUCAAAGUCAAUUAUUAAAGUGGGGCGUUUCAAUUGGUGAACCAAUUAAAAUUGAAUCUUCACAAUACAAAGCUCAAGUAAUUUCAAAUUCAAAUAUAAAUUACCUAUCAAAUGUUGUUUGGUCUUUAAUUGGUACUAAAAAUGAUAUUGAAAGCAAUCAAAGAAAUAUCGAUCAAUUGACUAGAGAUUAUUGUCAUUUACCAUUACCAAAUUCUGUUAUAAAAGUACCAGAUAAAUCAAGUUCAAAUGAAUAUUUAAAUUAUUUUUCACAAGAAUUGGAUAGAAAUAGUGGUAUUGAAUUAUUUAUUAUUAUUUUACCAGAGAAUGAUCAUUCUUUUAUUUAUAAAUCAAUAAAGAAUUUAUCACUACUAAGAAAUAGAGCUGUAAUAACUCAAUGUAUUAAAAGUUCAAAAAUUAAAGAUCGUUUAAAUUUAAUUUCAAAACCAAUUGCAAGUCAAAUCAUUGCAAAAAUGGGUAAAUUCCCAUGGUCGAUUGAUCCCACAAUAUUUUCAAAUAUACCAGAGAAUACCAUGGUCAUUGGUAUCGAUGUAACUCAUAAUCCAGAGAUCUCCUAUUCAGUGGCUGCAUUUGUUGCUUCAACUAAUAAUUGUCAUACUCAAUUUUAUCAUAAAAUUAAUAUUCAACCAUUUUUAAAAGAGAUUUUAGAUAGUGAUUUCAUUUUCACCGCAAUGAAAGAUUCAAUGAAUGCCUAUCGUUUAUCUCAUCCAAAUAAUAAAUAUCCAGAGCUGGUCAUUGUUUAUAGAGAUGGUGUUGCUGAUGGUAUGUUAAAAAAAGUGAAAGAGCAAGAAGUUGAUUUCAUUAAAAAAGCAAUUACUUCAAUCAAUGAAAAGAUUUUAUUAAUGUAUGUUAUUGUUAAAAAGAAUACAAACACAAGAUUUUUAAAUUUAAAAGAUAGUACCAAUCCACCCAAUGGUACAAUGGUUAGCACUGGUAUUACCAAUCCAUUUUGGUAUGAUUUUUAUUUGGUUUGUCAAAAUACAAGUAAAAAAUCAAAAUCUUCAGUUAGACCAACAAACUAUCAUAUCAUUCAUAAUGAUGCCAAUAUACCAGUGGACUCUUUUCAAUUUUUUACUUUUCAAAUGUCAAAUUUAUUCUUUAAUAUAAAUAAUAGUGUUAGAACACCUGCUCCUUGUAAUUAUGCUCAUAAUUUAGCUUAUUUUAUUGGUAAAUAUUUUCAAACUCCUCAAAAAUUAAAUGAUACAGUUUCAAAUAAACCAAUAGUUGAAAAUAUCCCAGAAAUACCAUCUGAUGAAAAUUUAUUUAAUAAAUUAUAUUUUUUAUAA